Messenger RNA from Nothoprocta perdicaria, 4039 nucleotides. RefSeq names its product von Willebrand factor A domain containing 3B (gene VWA3B). Lineage: Eukaryota; Metazoa; Chordata; Aves; Tinamiformes; Tinamidae. Bases 133 to 3990 code for a protein of 1285 amino acids. The record is from RefSeq and is a predicted model, not a curated record. The transcript is spliced from 28 exons.
GCUGCGGUGCGGGCCAGUGCGUGGUAGCCGGAUGGGCUCUAAACCGCAGGAGUGUUGUGCAAUUCUGCAACAUCAUUUCUGCCUCCUCGGUUUUUAAGAAGAAAACAAGAGUUUCAAAUCAAGACGUACAUCAUGACUGGCAAUCCAUGUAAGAGACUUGCCUGGAGUGACUAUGCCUUUGAUUCACAGCACAGACAAGAUCAUGAGAGCUCAAGUUCUCAUGAGGACCACAAGAAGAAAUCAAAAGAAAAGGAAGGGAGGCUGGCAGUCUGUCAGGGGGGCUUGGAUGUACAGCUCCUCAUUUCGUCUUCUAAGUGGCUUCAACUUUAUGGGCUCAAGAGAAAUAAAUUGUCCCUUUCCCAGAUUUUGUCACAAAUUGGAUUCCAGCACAGGGAAGAUUAUGUGAGCAGCUUGGGGAGACCAGUGGCUUCUCGGUAUGCGGCUGGCCUCUUUCCUCAGUACAUGAGAGCACAAGACGGCAGCGUGUACAAUCUGACAGCCAAAAAAGACCUGAUUCUUCAUUUUGUGGCUUGUCUCAUGAGAGCUAUUGAGCUCUACAAGCAGCGAAUGGACUGGCUCACCAGCGCGAGCCGGCAGAUAUUUGGCGUCAUUCAAGAGCAGUGCGUGGUCAUCGUGCUGGAUUUUGGCACCGCGUGCCCCGCUGAAUUUGAUCUCUGCUGUGAUGCGCUUUCCAUGGUCCUCACGGAACAGGUGACCCAAAUUGCCAAAUUUAACCUCAUUCGGGCGGCCCGGGACCUCGUGAGGUGGCGCGAGCAGCCGGCGGCCGUGUGCGAGCAGGCGGUGAGCUCCGCUCUGGGGUGGCUCCGGACGCUGGCGCGCGGCGCCGCCGCCGGCCCCGGCAGCUCCGCCGAGGCGCUGCUGGAAGCCAUGGGCCACGAGACGGUUGAAGCUGUUUAUUUAUUUGCUGUGGGUGAUGUUCCUGAAGACACAAGGCAGCUGCUUCGGCAGAAGGUUUGUGAUGGCCCCUGUCCUGUCAACACUGUAUCUUUCAAUGCCAGGGAAGAUGGAACUGUUAUUUUCCUGAAGGAGUUGAGCCGCUUGACUUCUGGCAGAUUCCAUGCUUUUGUUGAGAGGAUUGACUAUAUGGAUACUACUGGACCCACACUAAAAUGUGAAGAGGAUGGAAACAAUUCGAUUGCCCAGAAUACCAGAAAAGUGAAAGGGCGGAUACCUCUAGUAGCUGGUGUCCGUGAAGAUGUCUUCCUGAUCUGGAAUGAGCUGGAGGAAGCCAGGAGUACACUGACACAAGUCCAGAAAAUUUUAUYAGAAUCUGACCAGCCUGCUUCUCGAAAUGCAACCCAGCCUGAUCGUUCACCACAGGAGCAUAAGUCUGAUGAAUAUUUGUCCUCCGAGGAGUGGUUGCAGAAGUAUGGCCUGAAAGCUCGGAAGCUGACGCUCUAUGAUGCACUUGCUGAUUGUAGUUUUCGCCACGCUGAUGGGAUUGUUGACAUAAAAAGGAAACCAGAGGAUGAAUCUUCACAAACUGAUGCUGAGACAAAGAGGAAGAUUAUUCAUGCAAAAUACUGUGACAAGUUUGUACAGGCCUUCUGGAAAGAUGGCUCUGUAGUUCAUGUGCAUGUUACUACAGAAAAAUACAAGCAGUAUGAAGAGAAAAUGAGAACUGCUCUCAGACAAGUGGAAGGAAGGAUUAAGUGGCUUCAGCAAGGAAGCAGAGGGCUCUUUGGAAAUGUGUUUGAAGAUGAUGUCUAUAUUCUUAUUGAUACGUCUCAGUCUAUGAAGGACAAGUUGUCCCUGGUGAAGGAGAAGAUAUUUCAGCUCAUACAGGAACAACUGAGACACAAAAAGAGAUUUAACUUUGUGAAAUUUAGUGCUCGAGCAGUGGCGUGGCAAGAGAGACUGGCUGAAGUUAAUGAGGAGAAUUUGCAGGAUGCUUGGCUUUGGAUAAAAGGACUUGAGGUUGGGACUUCCACAAAUACUCUCCGAGCUCUGCAGAUUGCUCUUGCUGACACUGGCACUCAAGCCAUUUACCUUUUGACUGAUGGGAGACCUGACCAGCGCCCUCAAACAAUCUUGGCUCAAGUCCAGCUUCACCAUAAGAUUCCCAUUCAUACUGUAUCCUUCAACUGUGAUGACACAGAAGCCAAUAAAUUUUUGCAUGAACUAGCUACAGAAACAGGGGGCCGGUUUCAUUAUUACAACAUUUAUUUGACUGAUCCCGACGCUGCAGAGACUAUUGUUAGUGAAGAUAUGCGCCUUCUAAGAAGAGAGAUUGAAAAGGGAGAAAGAGAUCUAGAAAAAGUGAAGAACUUUCAUGAAGAAUGUCUGAUGAUGGAUUGGUGUAAUGGAGAAAAAAGCACAGAGAACAACGACGCUCCCAGGCAGGUCCUCGCCGUGUCCCCUGGGAGCAGCCGCGCUGCAGAGCGGAGCGCAGCUCCCAGCAAGAGGCCGCGCUCAGCCCCGGGAGAGCCCGCGGCCGCCUGGCACAGCACGGCGGGCAGCCCGGCCCAAAGGAGGAAGGCCCUUCAUGCAGAACAAACAAAGACAAGUCUGUUGAGAAUCCUGAGCCAUAGAAUGAAAUCUAGGGAAGAAAGCCCAGAGGAAAGAGCAUCUCCUGAAAAAAAGGAGGUUUCUGGCAGAAAGAAUGUGAAAUCUGCAUCCACUCUCAAAGAUCUGAAAAUGCAGGGAGAUGUGAGAAGACCGGCUAAAAGUUCUGCAGGUGCCUCCUCGGCUCGGUGGUUGAGGACUCAUGGCCUGGUCGCCAGACAUCUCACCAUCCUGGACGCCUUAGCUCCCACAGCUAUCCCUCACGGCACGACGUACGUCCCAGUUCUGGACAAGCACGUGGGCUCUAAAGUGUUUGAUGAGGUUUUACCACUGGCCCAUGUUAGCAGCGACAAGAAGCGGAUCACACUAGUUAAUCCUCAGGCAGUGAAUCUUGAUGCCUAUAAAGAGAAACUGGAGCAAGCAAUUAAAUCCUAUGAAAGACGCCUCAAUCUACUUAUUUGGAGAGCGCUGCCUCAAGAUGAACGAGACAAGUUUAAAGAGGAUGGGCCAAUCCAGUAUAUGCAGAAUAAGGAAGCUUUGCUGGAGGCUUUAGAAAACCUGGGAUGGCCAAUUUCAUAUGAAGAUGUAACAUUGUUAGAAGAUGAGUUACUGACAGCAUUAACAUACAAGCAACAAGCCUCUGAUCUUCAGGAAGCUGUAAAAAAAGAAACUGAGAAAAGCUCAGAGUCACACACUGGCAAUGGCAAAAAGAGACCUGAAGAAGAAGGUGUAAAGUCACAGUCUAAAAAAAGACAAAAAGGCAAAGUAUUUCUGACUCUCAGAAGCCAAAAGGUGAUUGCAAGAUCAGACAUCACCGGAUUUUAUUAUCCAGGAACUGUGAUAAAGAAUAUCAGUUCUACCCAUGCACUUGUUGACUUCAUCCAUGGGGAGGCCUGGGCUGUACCCGUGAAGUUCAUGAUAUCUGUAGGGGGGGCCAUGCCCUGUCCCUGUCUGCAGAUUGGAGACUACGUGCUUGCCAGGACUUGCACACACACUGGAAAUGAUUAUUAUGUUCCUGCCAUUGUCAUCUCAACACCAAAGAGAGUGGAAACAGAUAAUAAGCUCUACACAGUUCUGAUGUUCAACAACAGGAAAGAACACUGUGUAAGAAGUGAGCUUAUUAAAAUCAGCCAAACAAAAUAUGCCUUUUCCUGCCGAUACAUAAGAAUGGUGCAGAUGGCAGAUUACAUGACUCUGGACAAAGAGACCAAGAAGUCCCAUCCUCACUCAUCUCCAAGAGAUGAAGCAGGAGAGAAAGCAAAGAAAAAUGUUAUGAAAGAGCACAUGGGAAAAAAGAAAAAGAAGAGGAGAGCAGAGGAAAAAAAACAUCCCAAGGAGAGAACAUCAGACUCUGAUGAUGUUCUGUUUAUCUCCAGGAGGGAAGUAAAACACGGGGAAAAAAAAUCACUACCUGAUAAUGAAGAGGAAUUUGAAGGUAAAGAACUAAGCUGUAGAAAACUAUAAAUACUAGGUAUUAAACAGAUCUCAUAGACUUUUAGUUUAUGCCCACCUA